This is a messenger RNA of Ricinus communis (castor bean), 3343 nucleotides long. RefSeq lists its product as uncharacterized. The coding region runs from base 146 to 1018 and encodes 290 amino acids. The transcript has 3 exons. Lineage: Eukaryota; Viridiplantae; Streptophyta; Magnoliopsida; Malpighiales; Euphorbiaceae. The record is from RefSeq and is a predicted model, not a curated record.
GGUAAUACAAAUAGCAAGUAACUGCUUCUCUCCUACACAGACACAUGCUUGCUCCUCUCUUCUCCAACUCAUUCAUCUCUCUCUACUUAUUUAGGGUUUUGGAUACUUCUCUACAAACUAUUACCCUUCUUUCUUCUAUAAAUCAAUGGUUUUUCGUCUAAUCAACGAACAAAAAGAAACAUCAGACGCUUCAAAUUUUGAAAACGCAGGGGACGGCGACGGCAGCAGCAGCAGCAGCAGCAUGGCAUCUUCAACUCUCAAACCUCAUCAAAAGCCUCUCCAUAACUUCCCUCUACAAGACCUAAAAUGGUCACUGAAUCCUACCAAUGGCCACCACCACCACCGCGUUCGUAAUCCUAAUAGUUCCUCUCUCAAAUCCCCUAACCGUGACACCACCGCUAACUCCCAUGGCUGCGACCCUGUCGUCAACAAUGCGAAAUCAGAGAUGAAAUUAGACAAUUCUGAUAAGAAAUCAAAGAUCUUUAUUCGAAUCAGGACUAAGAGUAGUAAUAGCAAGUGCACCGAUGAUGAUGCUGUUGCAGAUACAGGAGAUAAUACCUCACCAGUUGUUAUGGACGACGCUGAGGAAACGUUGACUAAGACAUGGAAUCUGAGGCCGAGAAAAACCAUGACCAACACUCCUCCUGUUAAUAAUAACAACAAUAAUAAUAAUGGGAAUGGAGGAGGUGUACUAAAAAUUGGUGCUGCUGCUUCACAGGAGAUCAAAAGUCAGGAACCGAGUAGAAUUGAAUUGACUCGGCCUCAAAGGAAUGGUAAUAGUAAUGCUACUAGUAAGAAAGAGAAACAGAAGGAGAAGAAGGUAAAAUUCUCCAUCUCUCUUACUAAAGAGGAAAUUGAGGAAGAUGUUUAUGCGUUGACUGGGUCAAAACCUGCUAGAAGGCCUAAGAAGAGAGCUAAGCAUGUUCAGAAACAACUUGAUUACUUGUUUCCUGGAUUAUGGUUGGCAUCUGUUACUCCUGAUGUAUACAGAAUUCUUGAUGCUCCUAGAAAGGGUUAGAUGAUUUGUUCAUAUGAAUUUGGAGCUAAAUGACUGCGUAGCAUUUUGACAUCAGCUGAAAUUUGUGGAUUAUGAGCCUGUAAAGAUGAAGGGGUAACAAAUGUAUCUUGUUUUUGUACCUUUUCCCUAUACAGAAAGGAGAUCAAUGCAUUGGUGGAACUAUUAAUAUUAUACUCUUAUGUUAUUGAGUAUCUGCCUUUGUACAGAAGAACUAUCAGUAUAAUGGGUAGAGAUUUUUAAUAACAAUGACUAUGUUCCCAGUAUUUUUGGGAUUAAAUGCCGUUUUUAGAGCUUUUGUUCAUUAGGUAUUCUUUUGUGCUAAUUUGUUGGUGCACUGCGAUGUGAUUGUGACUUCCACGUCUCAUAUCUGCAUUCUAUAUCUUUCCAAAUUUGCAUUAGUAGAUUCAAAAAGGAGGAAAAGGAAUAGGUUAGAUCACUGGUUGGAACCCAAAUUCUUGGUGCAUGACGUAACUGGCUUCCACGUUUCAUUUCUACACGGCAUCUCUUACCAAAUGUGAAUUUUACAGAACAAAGAUGAGAAAAAGGAAAGGUUAGAUUACCGGUUUUUAAUCAAGUUUAGGAAAGUGUCAUUUGUAGAUAAAUUAAAUAUGCUACUGUUGUUAUCUGAGACUUCAUGAGCCAUGCACGUUCUUGUCGUCAUCUGAGGCAUGCAUGAUAUUCCGCAUCAUUGCUAUUAAUAGCAAAAUGUAUGCCUUUUUAAUAACUGAGUUUGUUAGAGUUGUUAGCUGAGUUGUUUUUGGCAGCCAUCAAGUUUUAUAAAUAGAUUUUUUGAUCAUACAGAAAAGGCUAUAUAGACUCAUGUAAUUAGUAUCAUUAAGAUUGUUAUCUAAAUUUUCAAUAUGCACUUGGAAUUCAUUGCCUUCACAGUAUUGAGGAAUGCAUCGCAUAGUUUUUGAGCUCUUGUUUAAACCAUUUCAUACAUUUCAGCAUAUUUAAUUCAUGCAGUUCCACACACCCACCACAACCCCCCCUACUGAAAGAUUGAGAGUGUUACUUGGCAGUUAAUGAAUACCAAUUAGCAAAGUUACUUGAACAGGGAUGAUAUAUCAGACAUGUUAUCUAUGUUGGAAUCCAAUGUAGUUGUCAGGCAUAGUUAUCUUACAUACUUCAAAUGUUGUAAAUUUACUGUUCUUUUAACAGUUUGAUGAAACAAGUGUUUUUUGAAAAGUUAUGAACGUUUCUUGAACAAGUCGCUGUAUUCUGCUUAUCUUUCCUUUUUUGAAUGUUAUGUGAACUAUUUGUGCAAUCAAGGGUUGCAACCAGAUCGCCAGAUUGAUACAAAAGAUUUGCAUUGCGGAUUGUAAUAAUUUCCAUAGCAAUUUAUAUAUGAUCAGUAACUGAUUAUAGAAGCGGUCCAGGAUCUGAACAAUGAUCAAUGGAUGAGACCCAACUCGAUGUGUGCACAAGUAGAUUAGAAUGAUGAAAAGAAAAUGAGAGAUUUGAAGUAAACUUGGGAGGAGGACUUGUUUUUUAUGUUUCUUACGACUUUGAUGCAAAAUCUUUUAUCUGAAAUGUGCUGUGUAUAAUAUAAUGUCGGUUUAAUCUUUUACUAAUUAUUUGAACUUUGCAGCUGGCUUGAUGAGAUGAUUAUGCUUUGGAUGAGGUAAUAUGUUAGCAAUUGUUUUCCAUAUCGUUAAAAUCUUAUGUUUCCAGAUGUAAACUUAAAGACCUCUGCUCAUGAAGGCCUUGGUGUUAUAAUCUCCUGUCCUGGCACGUACAGACGGGUGCUCGUUUGGGAUCAAAUUAUUAGAAUUUACAGAUGUUUUAGUUAGUUUUUACUUCAUUACAAUGUUUAGCUUGUUUAGUCUGCUUUAUAUUGAUAAAAUUUAACUCGAUUUGCAAUGGAGUGGGUUGAAUAGUACAUCUGAUGUUCUCUGCUCAUCUAUUGCAGAAAACACGCAUGUUUUUUGUGAGUUCUGGUCCACCAUAGCUUGCAAUGAAUUGGUGGAGAUUUAAAUCAUUCUUUCUGUGAAUGAAACUCCUCACCCAUCUACAAAGACUGAAAGGAGCUAUGAAUUUACAUCUCAGGGUGAGGGCUUUAAACUUUGAUUCGCACCUCAUGGUCUAGACUUGAGCCAACCUCAUUUACCGCUUGAUGUGCGUUUAGGUUUGCAACAGUAACAGCUAGUUACUUUCAUGUUUACUGCUGUUACAUGUCGAUUAUAGUCACAAUACCUUCCUUGUAUGACCAUAUAGUCUGAAACAAAAAUGACUCACUUCCUCCAUUACAAAAGCUUGUACCAGUUACUCUCCUUUUUAACUGCUAUUAGGUUGUUCUGUAAUCUCUAUAUCAUUAUUUGCAUU